This is a messenger RNA of Aspergillus welwitschiae, 2905 nucleotides long. RefSeq lists its product as uncharacterized. The record is from RefSeq and is a predicted model, not a curated record. The coding region runs from base 20 to 2905 and encodes 961 amino acids. NCBI's taxonomy places the organism in Eukaryota, Fungi, Ascomycota, Eurotiomycetes, Eurotiales, Aspergillaceae. The transcript has 3 exons.
CUCGGAUUGCAUACCAAUCAUGGUCAAGAUUGCCGAGCUCUUCAGACAGUGUCUAGACAGGUUAAAUGAGGUAGCAAAUUCCGAUAGUAUUUCCAGUCUUGAGAAUGAGGUUCCAGUCCAUGCCUGGACCGACGAGCUCGGCAGGUUCCGUGUCUGGGCAGCCAAUAUCGGAGCCCACCAGCAGGGCCUAUCCUCUCUCGAUUAUCGCCUACGCGAUGCCUCGCAUAUUCAGAGCCAAAUAUUUAGGCUUCUGACAGCCCUGAAAGAGUCACUUAUAGACCUGGAAGAUCUCACUUCUGGUGGCAUUGAGGAUGCCGAUGGGCCGUUUGACGAGCAGAUGGAAGAGUUGUACCGUGAAUUCGAAGACGAGAGCAACCAUACCACGCAGGCUCAAGAGAUAUAUCAAAGCGUCGUCAAUACGAUCUCCCAUCUCUUCCAAAUGUCAAUGAUUAUUCGCAACCCCACCGAUCAUGACCGGCUCAUCGGAAUAGGCCGAGUGGAUGCGGAGCCGUUCAAAUUCUGGGCCCGGCAGCACGUCUCCCAUAAACACCCCGAGCUGGAGGCGUUGAUCGCGGACCGCAUUAGCACAGCAAUGGCGAAGCAGAGAGCUACGCUUAAGUAUAGAGAACGGCACCACGCCAAGCUGAGCUGCGGUUUGGACGCUGACAAAAACGAAGCCUCGACCAGGCUGUCGGAAACGAUCGCCACCUCGUUCAAAGCGCCUGUUCCGGAGCAGGCAAAUAACGACGUUAUGAGCAACUCUGGCAUUUAUGAGACCUCGUACGCAGGUACCCUAUUUGUAGGGGAGAACAAGAUGACAAUCCCACCACCUCCAAAGGAGUCAGCGGGCCGCAAACCCUUUGAAUGUCCCUACUGCUUCUUUAUCAUUACCGUGAAGGAUACCGGGGACUGGGCGCGGCAUGUAUUUCGCGACCUAAUGCCGUAUGUUUGUCUCUUCCCUGAUUGCCCAACUGCAAGUAAACGAUACGGUAGCCGCCGGCAAUGGUAUAGCCAUAUCCAAGAAGAACACGGUCUGGGAAAAGUUGCCGAUAGCCAUUAUCAAUGUCCUGUCUGCAAGAAGAGCCAGUUGGCAGCUAUAACCUUCAACCGACACGUUGGCCGUCACUUGGAAGAACUUGCUUUAUUCGUACUUCCUCGCACAGCAAACGAGGAAAAUGAAUUGCUUGAGUUGUCUGAGGAAGGGAAGUUUGACGAUAACUCUCAACCCCGAUCGCUUGGGGAUGCUGAUUCAGACCGUGAUAUUGCCGAAGUACCGCCAAUUGACGAAUUGUCCAACCCUGAAGAGACCACCGCCGAACCGGAUAGUUCACUUACAGAGCCUAGGCUUCAGCAUCAUACUAUCAUUCCCAGCCCCCAAGGAAAGUCGGACAACAACCCAGAGCAAAAACACACAACUUUGGCGACUGAAAUCCCAAGAGAACCUUACUCAGAUGAGUUGCAAAGGCUUGAAGCCCUCAACCGACCUGAAUCGGAUCAAUAUUUCCAAGCAAUUCACUCUGUUACAGACGCUCGAUUGCCCUAUUAUCACCAGAGGCCUGCUGACGUCCCUGUGGGUACGGACGAGAUUGUUCAAUACGAUGCUGAAGAUGAUGGUGCCAGCUCAGACGAUGGAUCAGUCAAUGGACCUGAAAACCGGGAAGAAGAAGGCAAAGUUGAGGAGGAAGAAGGGAAUACUGACGAACAAGUUGAAGGAGAUAAUCCUUCUUUGGAGGAGGACCUGGGCGUCAUCACACCUGAACCCGAACAUGAUGUCCCGGGUAAGAUGCCUCUAAAGCCUGUCGAGGCAUCACUCCCAAGAUCCCAGCGACGAGGGUCAGCUCAAUUACGGCAUUACCCGGGGACAUGUUGGGAGUGCGAUCAAGGGUUGUUCCAUGAUUCUGUCCCCCUCCCCCGCCAGGGGCCUUUCUUACACUCUGCCAGCGACUCCGAUGAAGAUUAUUACCAAAUACCACCACCACCACCACCACCACCUCUAAAGUACAACACCACGUCGCAUAUUAUUCCGAAAGAGCCCGAAUCACCGCGCCGUCGUCUCAGAAAGACCCCAAAGAGAACAGAUUCAAAGGAGGCGAAUACCUCGUCGUCCAACCGCUUAGAAAUACACCCAUCUCGCUCGGUCAACCUAACAGAGCUUCGUGAUACCCUCCCUGAAAGUGGAUAUCAUCGAUCCACCAAAGAGACCGUAAUCCCAGAGCAAAACCGUCGGCCUGCUACCAGAUAUGAUAAUUCUUCCUAUCGACGACACCGGCCCGUAGUUGACCACUUGGCCGGCGAUAAUGCCCCUGCGGAUAAGUUAUCAGAUGAGGGUACGAUGGUGCCCGAAAGCAGCGGCAGCAUCCGGGAUCGUCGACGGUCUACCUCCUACCAUGACAGCGACGCGAGCACUCAGAACAGCAGCGGCGUGGAUACCGACAGGCCGGAGGAGGAUAACAAUAUCAUCAAGACUCUUAACGGCGUCACAAUGAGCUUUCCGCAGGAGUCGGCAGUGUGGCCAGCCAAGGGCUCGAGAGUUCUCGCCACGAUCAGACAGACCGUCGCUCAGACCGGGCCAGUCGACGAUCUACUCGGUCCACCUAUACCAGUCGAACAUACUACUCCUAGUCGACUCCAAACCGACGAGAACGUUUAUACGUGGGGUCGCCUGGGAGAGCACAAUAUCGUCAUUGCCUCUCUACCCACCGGAGUCUACGAAACCACCUCGGCUGCGGUCAAGAUCUCGAGCCUAUUUGCUUCUCUGCCAACCAUCCGGCAUAGGUGGCGGCAUCGCUCGACUGGACGAGGAACACGAUAUCCGGCUCGGCGACGCUGUCAUGAGCCAGGUGGGACCAUGGCGGCGUCUGCCAGGCAAUAUCUGGUGACAUGCAAAGAUUAUUGCUGUAGCUGA